Melampsora larici-populina 98AG31 is the source of this 471-nucleotide messenger RNA. RefSeq lists its product as uncharacterized. NCBI's taxonomy places the organism in Eukaryota, Fungi, Basidiomycota, Pucciniomycetes, Pucciniales, Melampsoraceae. The record is from RefSeq and is a predicted model, not a curated record. Gene Ontology annotation, molecular function: protein phosphatase inhibitor activity. Gene Ontology annotation, cellular component: cytoplasm. The transcript is spliced from 4 exons. The coding region runs from base 1 to 471 and encodes 156 amino acids.
AUGGCACUAAACCCACAUCAAAGAAAGAAGGUCGAUAUCAGCCAAAUGACUGAAGAGGAACAAAAACUUUUCCGAUUAUACGGAAAGUUACCCCCAAAGAAAAACGUUGCGAAGCACAACCUCAUGGAACGCAAAUACUUUGAUUCGGGCGAUUACGCUUUAUCAAAAGCUGGCAAAACGGCACCUCAAUCGGUCGGCACAGCGAUACCCUCACCGGAAACCAUUCAUCAUGCUUCUUUGCCUGCGAACUUAACCCCUACCAACAGUGGUGGUAUACCCACUGGGGCUAACAAUGGUCCGACUCAACUAAACUCAGAUGCAUCGUUUUUGGAAAUUGAUUCAGAUUCACUAUCCAGCGAUCCGACUCCGAACAGUGCUUCGAAAGAAGCCGAGCCAGGCGAGCAAACGGCUAAUAUAGAUAGCAAUACGGCAUCUUCGGGUGAGGCACAGGCUGAUCCCAUGCCCGCCUGA